AUGCGGUUCUCUGCGUUAACUUCCCUUCUCGCCUGGGGAGCCAUCACCGGUGUCCUCGCGACACCCACCAAGGUCUCCCGGGCACCCUCGCUGGUGGAGCGUGACUUUGCCGCCGUCACCAGCGUUGUCGCUGCCAUUUCGUCCAAGGUCGAUGCUCUGGAUGCAAACAUCAAGGCCUACACUGGAGGCGAUACGUCCGCCAUUGUGGACGCUUCUGCAGACCUCAUCUCCACCAUCAACGAUGGCACUUCCACCGUGGCGGCCCAGCCAGCUCUGAGCCAAAUUGACGCUCUGAAUCUGGUGAAUCCCAUCUUGGCUCUGACCAGCAAGGUCAAGACCACCAUCAACGACCUCAUCUCCAAGAAGAGUCUGAUCGUCGAGGCCGGCGCGGGUCCUACCACAUAUAACCAGUUGCUGGACCAAUACACGGCCUCCUCGAACUUGGCUACGACCCUGUCUAGCAAGGUGCCGGAGGCUCUCAAGCAAGUCGCUGAAGAGCUGUCCUCGGGAAUCACCUCGGCCAUCCAGACGGGUAUCGAUGCUUAUAAGGAUGUGGGCACCCCCCCGACCACUACUACUUCGUCGACUUCCGCACCUCCUACGACUACGCCUACCACCACUACUACUGAGACCUCCACUCCAUGCGAGACUACUACCACUCCUACCGAGACCUCCACUCCAUGCGAGACUACUACUACCCCUACUGAGACUUCCACUCCGUGCGAGACUACCACCACUACUACCGAGACCUCCACUCCAUGCGAGACUACCACCACUACUACCGAGACCUCCACUCCAUGCGAGACUACUACCACUCCUACCGAGACCUCCACUCCAUGCGAGACUACCACUACCCCUACUGAGACUUCCACUCCGUGCGAGACUACCACCACUACUACCGAGACCUCCACUCCAUGCGAGACUACUACCACUCCUACCGAGACCUCCACUCCAUGCGAGACUACCACUACCCCUACUGAGACUUCCACUCCGUGCGAGACUACCACUACUCCUACCGAGACCUCCACUCCAUGCGAGACUACUACUCCUCCUCCUGAGACCUCCACUCCCUGCGAGACUACUACCACUACUACUCCUCCUCCUGAGACCUCCACUCCCUGCGAGACUACUACCACUACUACUCCUCCUCCUGAGACCUCCACUCCCUGCGAGACUACCACCACUACUACUCCUCCUCCUGAGACCUCCACUCCAUGCGAGACUACUACCACUACUACUCCUCCUCCUGAGACCUCCACUCCAUGCGAGACUACCACUACUACUCCUCCUACGGAAACCACCACCACACCCACUACACCUCCUGCUGAAACUACCACUACCACCAGUGUCCCUGUUCCCCCAGUGACCUCCACCACCACCGCUACCGAGACGACCCCCUGCCAUGAGUGUGAGGGCACCACCAGCGUUCCCAACCCACCCGGCCCCACCACACUGACCACGGCCCCUGCAUGCACGACUUGCGGUGGUGGUGGUGGUGGUGAGCAGCCCACGCCUCCCGUUGUGGUUCCUCAGCCCUCUCCCUCCAGCCCUACGACUAUCGCUCCUCCUGGAGGACUCUCCACCGGCGCAGCCAGCAAGCUGGGCUCGUCUCUUGGCACGGCCAUGGCUAUUGCUGCAAUUGCGCUGUUGCUGUAA
Molecule: messenger RNA, 1656 nt
Organism: Aspergillus fischeri NRRL 181
Lineage: Eukaryota; Fungi; Ascomycota; Eurotiomycetes; Eurotiales; Aspergillaceae
Product: cell wall mannoprotein 1 family protein
Exons: 1
Coding region: 1-1656 (551 amino acids)
Cellular component (GO): extracellular region
Source: RefSeq, a predicted model, not a curated record